This is a messenger RNA of Pseudoliparis swirei, 3795 nucleotides long. RefSeq names its product lysyl oxidase-like 3b (gene loxl3b). The transcript is spliced from 15 exons. NCBI's taxonomy places the organism in Eukaryota, Metazoa, Chordata, Actinopteri, Perciformes, Liparidae. The record is from RefSeq and is a predicted model, not a curated record. Gene Ontology annotation, biological process: peptidyl-lysine oxidation. Gene Ontology annotation, molecular function: protein-lysine 6-oxidase activity; copper ion binding. Gene Ontology annotation, cellular component: membrane. The coding region runs from base 239 to 2707 and encodes 822 amino acids.
ACAGACAAUACGGCAUCAAGGAGACAUUGGCUGCUCGAUGGACCACUGCCCCGCCGAUUGGACCUGUGUUUGAAGGAGAUGAAUUAGCACAAGUACUGGGAUAUUUAUUCAUAUUUUGCUUUUGGGGGCUCAGCUUGUGAAUUUUCUGGGAUCACCAACAACUGAAGACCCAGCCCCCCUCCCCUCUCCACUGGAACCGUUAUAACCUCCUCAUCCACUGGAAACAUAAGCUGAAAGAAUGGAGAAGUCCAGCCGUAGGCAGCAGUUGGUGUCCGGCCUUGUGUUGGGGCUGUGCUUCUCCUGCUGUCUGGCCCUGACGACGCCGCCAAGCGCAACCACUCGGCCAUCCGCGCGGGCGCCCUCGCCAACGCCGACCGCAACGCCCACCCCGUCCCCGUCCCCCCAGUCCCCGACCGCGCGGCUAAAGGUCAGACUGUCCGGAUACCCCCGAAAACACAACGAGGGUCGGGUCGAACUUUUCCACAAGGGGGAGUGGGGAACCAUCUGUGACGACGACUUCUCAUUACAUAACGCCAACGUGCUCUGUCGCCAACUGGGCUUCGUCUCGGCCACGGGAUGGACCCACAGCGCCAAAUACGGCAAGGGCCAAGGGAAAAUCUGGCUGGACAACGUGCAGUGCAACGGGGGCGAGAAGAGCAUCGAACUCUGCAAGUCUCGCGGCUGGGGCAACAGCGACUGCACUCACGACGAGGACGCCGGGGCGGUGUGCAAAGACGAGAGGAUCCCCGGCUUUGUGGAUUCCAACGUUAUUGACGUUCAAGUCGAAGAGAACAGGAUCGAGGAGGUGCGUCUCCGGCCCGUGGUCGCCAUGUCCAGAAAGAAGCCGCCCGUCACGGAGGGCGUGGUGGAGGUGAGACGCAGAGACGGCUGGGCGCAGAUCUGCAACCUGGGGUGGACGAUCAAAAACACACACGUGGUCUGCGGCAUGCUGGGAUUCCCACACGAGAGGAAAGUCAACAAGAAGUUCUACAAGUUGUAUCUGGAGCGUCAGAAGAACCACUUCCACGUUCACUCGGUGGCGUGCGCGGGCACGGAGGUCCACCUGGCGGCGUGUCCUCUGGAGUUCAGCAAGGCCAACGCCACGUCCACCUGCGAGGGCGGCACGGCGGCCGUCGUCAGCUGCAUGCCGGGGCCGCUGUUCAUGCAGAGGAAAGCCAUGAAAAAGAAAGCUAAAACUUCGAGCAACGUGAGGCUGAAGGGAGGUGCCAGGGUGGGCGAAGGUCGGGUGGAGGUGCUGAAGAACAACGAGUGGGGAACCGUGUGUGACGACCGCUGGGACCUGCAGUCGGCCAGCGUCGUCUGCAGGGAGCUCGGCUUCGGCAGCGCCAAGGAGGCGCUCACCGGAGGCCGCAUGGGACAAGGAAUGGGUCCGAUCUACAUGAACGAGGUGAAGUGCUUGGGCCGGGAGAGGUCCAUCUGGAACUGCCCCUUUAAAAACAUCACAGCGGAGGACUGUGAGCACGUGGAGGACGCCGCGGUCCGCUGCAACGUGCCCCGCAUGGGCCUGGAGGACUCGAUCCGACUAACGGGAGGGCGGACCCGUUACGAGGGCCGCGUGGAGGUGCUGCGCCCGGACGCUAACGGGACGCAGAGCUGGGGUCUGAUCUGUGGAGAGACCUGGACCACCAAGGAGGCCAUGGUGGUCUGCAGGCAGCUGGGCCUGGGCUACGCUAACCAGGGCGUGCAAAUCCGGAUAGUGGGAGGCCGGACCACUUAUGAGGGCCGGGUGGAGGUUCAGGUUGGCUCCAAGUGGGGCACAGUGUGCAGCACAGGCUGGACCACAAAGGAAGCCAUGGUGGUUUGCAGGCAGCUAGGGCUCGGCUACUCCAUGCAUGCCAUCACUGAGACGUGGUACUGGGACAGCAGCAACGUGACGGAGAUGAUGAUGAGCGGCGUGAAGUGCACGGGGAGCGAGAUGUCUCUGGCUCAGUGCCAGCAUCACAAAACGCUCAGCUGCCAGAAAGCGGCGGCAAAGUUCGCGGCGGGAGUCAUCUGUUCUGACACGACCUCUGACCUGGUCCUGGACGCCCCUCUGGUCCAGCAGACGGUUUACAUCGAGGAUCGACCUCUGCACAUGCUCUACUGCGCGGCCGAGGAGGACUGCCUGUCCAAGUCCGCAGCCAAGGCCGACUGGCCCUACGGACACCGACGCCUGCUGCGCUUCUCCUCCCAGAUCCACAACAUCGGCCGGGCGGACUUCAAGCCCAAAGCCGGGCGCCACUCGUGGAUCUGGCACGCCUGCCAUGGCCACUACCACAGCAUGGAUAUCUUCACCCACUAUGACCUGCUGAGCGCCAACGGGACCCGAGUGGCCGAGGGCCACAAGGCCAGCUUCUGUCUGGAAGACUCGGAUUGCCAGGACGAUGUUUCCAAGCGCUACGCGUGCGCCAACUUUGGCGAUCAGGGCAUCACUGUGGGCUGCUGGGAUUUGUACCGCCACGACAUCGACUGCCAGUGGAUCGACAUCACGGACGUCAAACCUGGAAACUACAUUCUGCAGAUUGUUAUCAAUCCAAAUCAGGAAGUGUCUGAAAGCGACUUCAGCAACAACGCCAUGAAAUGCAACUGUAAAUAUGACGGACAUCGAAUCUGGCUCCAUAACUGCCACAUUGGUGAUGCGUUCAGCGAGGAGGCCGAGAGGAGGUUUGAGAAGUACCCCGGGCAGCUGAAUAACCAGAUUCCUUAAAAAACACACUUCACCAGCUCAAAAAGCAGAACACACACACCUUUUUGUUUUCAGGUGCCAAAAUGCCCCCCCCCCCCCCACACACACACACACACACACACAGUAUCUGGAGUCAUGGAAGGAGCCAACAGUGUUUUCCUGAAUGUGUUUCAUGCAAUACUUGAAUAUUCAAGUGCUAAUGUUUCUCUUUUGUCAGUCUAAUGUGAGCUAAUGCCAUAUUUUUUAUUACAAUGACUGUUAUGAAUGUUCCGAGUUAUGAAUGAGGUGUUUUGCUUUUGUUUUUGUUUUUUCAAGAGAGACAGAUUCAGAUCUAGCGAAGAUUGUUAGCGUUAUAGCUGUAACGCAUAAAAAGUCCGAGGCAGGAACUGGAAGAAGAAAUGUGAGAGUCUUACUGGUCUUCAUACUGGGAUUCAUGGGCAGAGGAGAUGGACUGUCCCGCCGCCUCGGAUCAAAACAGUUCAUAGUAACUGGAUUAUUCGCUCUGGGCUACUGUUCAGUUUUCUGCCGUCUCGGUGACAAUAUUUUGUGAAUGUAUUUAUUGCUAAAAUCAAAGCGCUCGUCAAUUUUCUUUGAGAACGGUUUGAAGCCGUCUGUGGCUUUAAUCUGUGUGUAUUACUAUUAGGAGUCAUUUAGGGUCAGAACACAGAUGUUAUAGGGCAAGAAAACUACAAUCACCCUCAUGAGUGUCUGUAUGUAAACUGAUGUGAUCUCAACCCACUGAAUAAAACGGAGAGGAAUGAUAACAACGCCGCGUCUGAGAGACGCGUUUGAUCAGAAACAGUGUUGAGUCACACGCUUGCAAGCAAAUGUCUAUUUUAAAGGUGUUUCUGGUAUUGUGACCACUCUUUAAAUGUGAAUGACCUCACAUGAACAGAUAUAAAUUCAACCCUAAAGUGAUUGUUAAAUCUGAGAUUGUGCCAUUUGAAGGUUGUUUAUAGGUCCAGGAAAAAAAAGUGGCAGGAAUAUGAAUGAAUAAUUCAUUUUGUUUGCCUGGUGUUAGCAGCGUCUUCUGUGUUGCAUAUUACACCUCUCUCUCUCUCUUUCCCAACGCCUCCCAUCUCUAUUUUUAAAUAAAAAACUGAAAUGCU